GUCUCGCUCAAAACGCCAUGUGAGUUAGGUCGCUUGUAGUGCGUGACUUUUACCAUAAACAUUUUCCUCUGUGGCAUUGUUUCAUUGCAUCUUGUCUGUAUCUGACCCCUCACUCAGCUGUGUAUUCCCUGUCUGGAACCUGUCAUCCACACAAACAAGCUGUGCCCGUGAUCCCCGUAUUUAACCUCAUGGCUGAAGAUUCUCGGGCCCAGUUGGACGAUGGUCCUGAUGAAGGAUCUGAUGGGCCCCAGAACCCUUCUAAUCUGACCAUUCGACGAGCAUGCGAUGCAUGCCGGACUCGCAAGGUAUGUACAUAUCAAUCUAAUCAAUCUCUUAUGUAUAUCACUCCAUCGAUGCUCCAGUCAUUAAAGGCCACUAGCCACAGAGGCUGGGGUGAAGAGUGGAAGCCAUCCUCAACAUGGUCCUAGCUCUCACUUGAGAUUAUUUCACUCAGCCCAACAACUAUAUCUAAAUAGUAACAUCAAUCUAUGUAGAUCCGCUGCGAUAGAAACUCGCCCUGCUCUCAUUGCAUUCAUGCCAAGAUUCCGUGUACACACCAUGAUACUCGUCCAAAGGAGAAGAGAACCAGGAUCCUUCUCUCAGCCCAAUAUGAGAGAAAGAUCGACAUCAUUGACCGUCGUCUUGAGGCCCUCACCGAGCUCAUGCGUGAUAUGAAGAUGAACAUGUCAUCUACAAGCACCCAACCCAAUCAGAACCACAUGCCCAGCUCUGAUGUUCCCCGCCAAUCACCAGCUCAGGCCUCGAGCUCAACACCCUAUGGGCACCUCGCUCAGCAAACCGCAGACAGCCCGGUUAUCGAAGGAGAAUCUUCCUUGGCUGCUCAUGGUGAAUUUGCAAACGAAUUCCUAAAAAAUGCUGUUGGUACAGAGUCUUUACAGGGUGCUAGUCUUGAGCUACGUGAGACCUUGGAUUCACUACAUCACAUCGUCAGCUCUCUGAAACAACAGACGGCUGCCACGGAGAUGUCGUAUCCCCAUGCUAGGCAACUACCACGUCCAAGUCUAAAGAACAACGAGCUACCUCCAAUUCAAACAGCCGUUGCCUUGAUACGAGAAUCUGAGAACUCAGAAGUGUCUGCCUGGAUAAGGGAGUUCUUUUCUAUGGAAAGCUUCUCGGGCAUGUGUCUUCAUGUGUACUUCUCAGAAGAUGUCUCAGAGGCUGAUUUCAUCCUUGUGAAUGUUGGCCUGAUGUACAUGUUCAUGGAUCGCCAGCAGCGUACGACAGACGCAAAAGAGCAAGGGGAGUGUGAGGGCUACAUGAAAACACUUCGCGAAAACACCGAAACGGCGUUGGCAAACUUGCCUUUUCAUCUGCCUGCAACCUCAAACAUGAUUUCUGCCCUUCUUCUUGGAGCAUUUUAUGCUAUCGAGAUCUCAAAACCAUCACUCUCAUGGACUUUAUCAUGUAAAGCCUCCGAACUAUGUCAGACUCUAGGUUAUCACCGAAUAUCAACCAUGAAGAAUGACAAGCCGCGCGAGGCUCAGCGCAAACAGUUUCUAUUUUGGAACACAUACUUUAUAGACAAGAGUCUCUCCCUCAGGCUCGGCAGGGCUUCUACUAUUCAAGACUGGGAUGUCACCGUACCCCUUCUUACCUCGAACCCUCCCAAUGCUACGCCCCUAUCAGCCUUCAUUUGCCUCUGGGUCGCUACAGCUCGGUGUCAAGGACACAUAUAUGAGCUACUAUACAGCCCAGACUCUAUGACACAGUCAGAUGAUGUGAGGAGAUUCCGUGCUCAAAAGCUCGUGAACGAUCUGAAGGAUAUCUCGAGGAGGAGCAAGGAGCUGAGUAAAUCCCGCGAAAAGGAAGUCAAGACGAAUCUUGGGGAGUACUUCUUCGAUUUUGUUCUCAUCUCUGAUGAUGUUCUUCGACUUUCACUUCUGACUCUGAUCUAUCGAGCUACGCCUGCGCCGCCCAACUCCAAAGUGACAUUUAUUCCAGAGUGUAUUGAGGCUGCACGUGCAACACUGCAUCGCCAUCAAGAUUGCAUGGAUCUCUUGGGGCGGGAUAAUACUGUCUAUUUUCCUUCUUACGUCCAUUGGACACUGCUAUUUGCCCCUUUCAUUCCUUUCAUCGUUGUGUUCUGUCAAGUCAUUGAGACCCAGGACCAGACGGACCUCGCUCGUCUGCAUAGCUUCUGCACAUCUCUUGAGACGACCAUUCAAUUAUCAGAUGCAGCGGCGAAGACAUAUCGUCUGUUCCAGGUCCUCUAUACGGUAGCACUCCGAUACAUAGAGUUCCGGACAAGUACUCCUCCAGCCGACCAAACACAGGCCAGCGCUGAACUUAACAGCUAUCUCGCCGCUCUCGGAUUUCCACCAGCAGGUCUGAACAACGGGGUUCAACAAUCAACGCACAUGGACCCUAGUCAGGCCGAUGCAUUCUCACAACCUCUCGGGGAUAUGAGUAUGCUUGAUGGUGCCGAUGGCCAGAGAGGAGCAAACACGAUGAUGUGGAUGGGUAACACGGCGCAACUUGGUGAAUGGUUCAAUAGUAGUCAGCAAAUGAUGGAGUUGCUGGAGGAGCCCAGUUUCGCAUUCCCUCAGUGAAAGAAAAUAAGGGUUCGGACAAAUAAUGAGUUAAUAGAAAGUCACGUUCAUCCAUUCUGGAGACUAUAAAUACAACGCCAACCCAGAUGGGUUCGGCAUAAACCGAGCAUAGGAGCCAGUCCCGCAAUCGCACCUGAUUCAUCCUUGUCUCGCUAAUCAAGAAAGUCCUACAAUAGAGUUGAGCAGACUCAUUUCCAAAGUCAAAAUAGAGUGUGGCGCUUCUUGUUGAGGUGUAACGGUCCAACGUAAACAUUUCGGACAGUCUAAGCGAUGUAUACAAAUAUUCAAACGGUUUUUUAACUUUUAUCUCGAAAGCCUCAGUUCCUCGGACGCCCCUGAAUCGGGCACAAGCAUGGGGGAGCCCUCCAUUUCAUCCUCCAAAUUUCCAUGUCUCUCAACAUCAUCCAAAGGCUGUUUUGCAGCUGGUGGUUUCUUCAGCAUGACGACACCAAUAGCACUUCCUAGAAUAAGAGUACAUCCUGCGCCACUAAUGAAGUCCAUUCUGUGUCCAAAGACCCAUCGAUCGAAGCUUGCGGCGAAAAGCAUGUGUGUGUAAACCAUGGAAUUAGCACGGUUUGACUUGUCGGCCCCGAGGCCUGCCGUGAGAAGAUACUGCAUGAUGAAACCCAGAACACCCAGGGGAAGCAGGAGUACCCAUUGCUUGACUGUGGUCGGGGUAACCCAUCGUAAACCUGGUUGCUGAAUAUCGAGGAUAGGGGCAAAGAUGAGCAUGGAUAGAGCGAUGAAAGUCGAGAUGAUACCAAAAUAGUUGACUGAGAUGAGAGGAUGUGCUCGUUUCCCGAUGGUUCGGAGGGUCGUGAAGGCGCCAGCUGCUCCUAGAACACCCAGAAGGGCUAUACCAACAGCUAUCAAGCGUUCUUCAGGGGUGGCUUCAUGGUCAAUACCUGGUAUACCACUAGAUUCGGGCGGCUCGGUAGUCGAGUUGUCAUCGUCAGAGCCCGAGAAUAGUGAGGCAGGUCGAGCAAUUAGUACAACACCUACAAGAGCAACCAACGUGGCCAGUUGCUCGAUUCUAGUGAAAGGCUCACGAAGAGCAAACCAGCAGAUAAAGCCUGCAACACCGGGAGCCAAGAAUGUGAUAACAGUAGCAUCAGCGAGUGAGAUAUACAUCAUCGAAUACCAAACGCCAAAAAUACCCCAGAAACCACUUGCUCCUCGCAGCCACAACAGCCAUCGAAUCUCCUUCUUUCCAAAGGGAAAGUCGGGGGUUUUAUUCCACCACAUAUAAGCCGAACAGAAUAGUGCUGUGAUGGAGUGUCUCAUAAGUAGGGCCUGAACGGGAUGCAUGCCGUCGCCUUCGAGUUCGACUAGACGAGCACUGAGAUUCAUCAGUGCCCCGAAGAAUUGCGAUAGAGCAACGUAGGCAGCGGGCUUAUUCUUUAUCCAGAACUGCCUCCAUUUCGACGGUGGAGUUUCGGCUGGUAAAUCGAAUCCUUGCUGCGAGAAAUGUCUUAGAGGUAUUGGCGAGGGGCAAGGAGAUGGACUCGAUGACAUUCGGUGGAAGUCAUCAAAACUCGAACUAUCAACCUUUGAAGACAAGAGGUUUGGUGAUGGCGAAGGUGGUAACAAAUGCUGAUGUGAUUCAUGGGUAUCCCCGGGCAACAAUUUGCUCUGAGGAACCUCCUCAUACGGCGGAGGAGUUGGAUUCAUUGUGUAAGAUAAUAAAGCUACUUCUAGUCCAUGAGGUUGUCACGAUCAGUCAAUGACGAGAUACGGCACAGUAAGAAGAAAGAGCAAAGUCACAGUUGAGAAGCGAAUAGAAAUGUUUUGUUACAAAUAGGUAGGUAGGGAAAAAG
Fusarium odoratissimum NRRL 54006 is the source of this 4387-nucleotide messenger RNA. RefSeq lists its product as uncharacterized. The record is from RefSeq and is a predicted model, not a curated record. NCBI's taxonomy places the organism in Eukaryota, Fungi, Ascomycota, Sordariomycetes, Hypocreales, Nectriaceae. The transcript is spliced from 7 exons. Gene Ontology annotation, molecular function: DNA-binding transcription factor activity, RNA polymerase II-specific; DNA binding; zinc ion binding. Gene Ontology annotation, biological process: regulation of DNA-templated transcription; DNA-templated transcription. The coding region runs from base 663 to 2570 and encodes 635 amino acids.